This is a messenger RNA of Sitodiplosis mosellana (orange wheat blossom midge), 838 nucleotides long. RefSeq names its product stomatin-like. The record is from RefSeq and is a predicted model, not a curated record. The transcript is spliced from 5 exons. Gene Ontology annotation, cellular component: plasma membrane. Lineage: Eukaryota; Metazoa; Arthropoda; Insecta; Diptera; Cecidomyiidae. Bases 54 to 791 code for a protein of 245 amino acids.
GAUGUUGUGCGAGUUGCAUCGAGAACACGGCCGUUUUUUUCUCCUUCUUUCUUAUGUUCAUAACGCUUCCAUUUUCGCUUCUCUUCUGCUUCAGCCUUGUCAAGGAAUAUCAACGAGCUGUCAUUUUUCGGUUGGGUCGUUUGAGAUCCGGAGAGGCUCGUGGGCCAGGUAUUUUCUUCAUUUUGCCAUGUAUUGAUGAAAUUCGCAUUAUCGAUCUGCGAACCGUAACCUGUAUGGUGGAUCCUCAAGAAAUUCUAACUAAAGACAGUGUAACAGUGUCGGUAGACGCUGUAGUUUAUCAUCGUGUAGAAAACCCAAUGUUCGCUGUCAUUCGAGUGUCCAAUUAUUUGAAAUCAACGCAACUUUUGGCAGCAUCAACUUUGCGCAAUGUCCUUGGAACGAAAGAACUAUCGGAGCUUUUAUCCGAUCGUGAAAGCGUGGCGAAGGUAAUGCAAGACAUACUCGAUGAAGCAACCAACGUGUGGGGCAUAAUGGUCGAAAGAGUCGAAAUAAAAGAUGUGAGACUGCCGCAUCAGUUGCAAAGAGCAAUGGCCGCUGAAGCCGAAGCGGCUCGUGAGGCACGCGCAAAGAUAAUUGCAGCGGAAGGUGAAAAGAAAUCGGCACACGCACUAAAAGAGGCGUCCGAUGUAAUUUCCAAAUCAUCCGCUGCUUUACAACUUCGAUACCUACAAACCUUGAACAGCAUCGCCUCCGAGCAUAACUCAACCAUUAUUUUCCCGAUUCCAAUGGAAAUGAUGCGAGGCAUAUUUGGCAGUGGAAGCCAAAAGUAGACAAACGAAUGUUACAUUUAAAGAUAAAAGCAAUCCCCAUAUGCAUA